UGAACUAAUGGCAAGGGGGAAUUCCAUAUGGUGCCUCGUCACGAUGGCACCGGCCAGAGGGGCAUUCGACAUCAACACAGGAGUUACUGCGAAAUUCAGAACAUGCCAGGUCUGCAAGAAGGCGAACGGCAAGCGAAGCAGCCAUGCAAAACCAGACCUCCGCUUCUGGAUCUCCUAGUGGGACAAAAGCUAAAGUCGCUUCCCCAAAGAUCAAAUCAAAGACCCUCCAGAAAGCAAAAGGAAUUAUUAGGUGGCACGGAGCCGUGUCUACUAACUUAGUGAAUCAGAAAGUUCUCAUCCCAAAAAAUGAAUCAACGAGCGAGAGCGAUUCUGGUUCCUUUGAUGCCCCCGAGAAUAAAAAAAAGAGUUUGGGUCAGAAGAUGAAGGCAGCGUUGGGGAAAGUGGUGUCCUCCAAACCCACAAAAAUGUCGCUUGUGGCCCCCGAGGGUACCUUGAGGACCGAUUCACCCCGUCUGGCGCACAAGCAGAAACGUCUGCCCGGAGUAACGCAGCACCUUCCGCUUCCACGGGAAAUAUCCAAACGGACGUCACAAACCGCAACUCUCCAACUGGAUGUUAAUGUUUUUGAGGCAGAAACGGCCAGGAUCACCCCGGACAACGUGGUGCUUCGAUCGAGACGGACAUCGAGACGCGUGUCCGUCACGUCGGUCCCAAGCGGGCUCCAGAAGGUUUCAUAUUCACCCAAAAAGAAGCACUUUGCUUUUACCAAAAAGAAGAAGAAGAAACCGGUGGAAAUUGUGAGAUACCAGACAGACCACACCAUGGGAAAGCUUCAGAUGCAGGUGGACGAACUUAUCGAAACCAUUGCCGACAAGUCCACGAGGCUCCUGGCACAGAGACACGAGGAGCUUAGACAGUGCGAGUCGUUGGGGGAUGAAAUUCUCCAGUCUUCCAAACAGUUCCAAAGAGUCUCCAAGAAGAGGACGAGAAAAUACAAGUUUAAAAAUGUCUGCUUUCCUUGUAUUUGUUGUUGCUAAUUGGGUCAGGUAUAGAAAUCUCCCAAAUUUACCUUUCCUCGCUGGAAUAUACAAAGAUUCCCAGGCAAGUCGAGUGAAACAUGACAUCAUCACAUGAUAUAAGUCUAUGUCCUUUGUUCCAAUGUGAUUUUUUUUAUAUG
Messenger RNA from Spea bombifrons (plains spadefoot toad), 1138 nucleotides. It is a transcript of the gene C6H3orf49, whose product is annotated as chromosome 6 C3orf49 homolog. Lineage: Eukaryota; Metazoa; Chordata; Amphibia; Anura; Pelobatidae. The transcript has 5 exons. The record is from RefSeq and is a predicted model, not a curated record. The coding region runs from base 144 to 998 and encodes 284 amino acids.